Molecule: messenger RNA, 3053 nt
Organism: Pyrgilauda ruficollis (rufous-necked snowfinch)
Lineage: Eukaryota; Metazoa; Chordata; Aves; Passeriformes; Passeridae
Exons: 2
Coding region: 1839-3053 (404 amino acids)
Source: RefSeq, a predicted model, not a curated record
GACCAGUCAAGCAGCGUGAAAAAAAUAUAUCUUAGCUACAUUACCUUAAAUUGCCAAAAAUAUACACAUUUUUCUCUUUCAUUUAAUAUUAAAAAAAAAAAACCAAAAAAACUAAAACCAAAUAAAAUAAAGAUAAAACCACAAAAGGACACAUGCAACGAUCCUAAAUGAGAGCAUCAAAACGGGUAAAGAAACGUACCCCAGUGCAACUGAAACACGGAUCAUCUUUAGCUUUUCCUUUUCCUCCUUGCCCUUCCCCCUGCUCUCCCAUUUUUAUUUUUUUUUCCAAAGGGAUUCACCUGGAAUUUCCCAGCUCCCUCUCCUCACUCUGCCCAAGGGACAUUUGGGGUGGCUGGAGGUGACAAUUCCCGGGGUUGGGAGCCUUUGGAAGGUUGGGCACAGGGAGAGGUGUAAGUGCUUUCUGUCUGUGACCCCAAAUCCCGGAAUUCCUGGGGAGCUGGAGGGAUCCAGCUCUGGGAAUUCCUGGAUCCACCUCUCGGAAUUCCCAGAGAUCCAGAGGGAUGCAGCUCCCCUGGUUGUGAUCCUGCCUAAAAAACCCCAAAUUCCUGGAUUUCCUUCCUCUUCCAAAGCCUGGGCCCUCCAGCAUACCCGCAGGAGCCAAUUCCAGCAUUUCCAGCCUCUGGAUUCACCCCUAAGUGCCUCUCACUGACCCCUUUGUUGUCCUGGGCUUGUCCAGGGAUUUGGGCACCGACCCCAAAUCAGGGGCGAUCCCAACAUGGAUUUUGGAUUUCCUGGGAGAUUAAUUCCCUUCCCAGCUCCCUCUCCCCGCUCCUUGCACCUUCCGGAUCCCCAGGAAUUUUGGAUUUUGGAAGAACUGGGACAUUUGGGCACAACUUUGGGGUCUUUGGGGUUGCAAAUGGAGCUGGAGGCUGCGGGCAGCACCACAGGGAUUUGGAAUCCCAGGGCAAUGCAGGGAUUUGGGAUUUGUGAUAAAAAGCAUAAAAUAAAAUAAAAUAAUAAAAUAAAAUAAAAUAAAAUAAAAUAAAAUAAAAUAAAAUAAAAUAAAAUAAAAUAAAAUAAACCCCAACAAUAAAAUAAAAUAAAAUAAAAUAAAAUAAAAUAAAAUAAAAUAAAAUAAAAUAAACCCCAACUCCUGGCCACACCCACCUGGCAGAGCCCCCUGCCCAUCCUCCCUCUGGCCCAAAGCUGGGCUUUGGCUGUUCCCAAAUCCCAAGGAUCUGCAGGAUGGCAGGCACAGCCACCACACACCAAAACAGGCCGGGGGACAGCCCUGAAAUUCCGCAUUUUAGCCCCAAUUUGGGACUAAAUUUGCUUUCACCAUCGCUGCCAUGCCCAAGGCUUCUCAGGGGGGAGGUGGGGGGGACCUGGGGUCACCGUGCCAGGGGUGUCCCCGUGCCAGGAGGAUUUUGUGUGGCACCUCCAGGGGUGCCAAGGGAGGCGGAAGACCCAGCUCGGAGUGGGGGGAAAAACAGAAAAAUCCAAAGGAAUUUCAAAGUGCAAGAAGGGAAUUGUGCCUGGAGUGGGUUUGGGGACGGGGAUCCCAAAGAAUGGGGCUCCCCAACAGCUUCCUAAGCUCGUUAUAACCUCUGGAUAGAUAAAUCCCAUUAUAUAUUUAAUAUAUAUUUCUAUUUCUGAGCAGCCAGCGGCUCUGCCCAGUUCAGAGCUCCAAGCUGGGAGCAGAAAGGGUUUGGUAUUAUUUUUUUUCUCUGUUUUUUUUAGACAACCUUCAUGGUGUGAAUCUUAGGAAAAAACCAAAUAAAAUAAAAUAAAAUAAACGUUAAAAAAAGGAAAUUCAGUGGAGGAUUUCGCCUGGGCCGAGCUUUGCCAGCACGAUCAGCGCAGCCCCACUGCUGAUAAUGGGAAUAGUGCAAAGCAGGAAGGGCAGUGGGGAUGUGCUGAACACGGCUCAAAGGUCCCAGAAUCCGGGAUCUGCGGCUCUCCCAAAGGAGGUUCCGUCAGCUGGAGCAUUCCCAGGAGCUCUGGAUGUACCCAGGGAUGAGGGAAGGAGGGGCGUUGGUGCGUUUGGUGCUGCUGGUCCCCUUCCCAGAGCUGCCCUGACUCUCCUUCCUUCCUUCCUUCCUUCCUUCCUUCCUUCCUUCCUUCCUUCCUUCCUUCCUUCCAUCCAUCCCAGCUCAGAGGAAGCCGAUUCCUGGUGGAUAUUCCAGGCUGAAGAUGGAAUCAAGGUCAAAAGGUGGAAAGCGAUGGAAGUUCUGCCAUGCCAGGCUCAGGACUGUGGUCACUGUCCCAUUCCUUGGAGAUCCCUCUUCCCAGGCCCAGUGGAAGAACGUGGUUUUUUGGGAAUGAUCUGUGGUGGGCGGGAAAACACAGGGACCACAUUUGGGAUUCUCCUCCCCACAAAGAUUUUCAUCUCCAAACUCAGGUCCAGGAAUCCUCUCCCAGGUCCAGGAGCUCCUUCUGAUGUUGGACAAUCCCGGCUGUGGCACCUUUUCCAGCUCAGACGUCGGCCUUUGGGAAUUCUGGGAGGGAAGGACAGCCCCGCCCCUCCGGCAGCUGGCACAGGUGACAACGUCCUCCCAGGUGGUGCCACCUCCUGCCCACCUCUGUCCAUCCUCAUCCAUCUCCCCUUCCAGGCUGGAUCGGCCUCCAGCUGGAGCAAAGCCCAGCGGGAAAAGCAGGGAAACCGCAGCUUGGGAAUUCUUCUGGAUGUCCCCACCUGGGCACGGCCACCACAUCCUCCCCUGGCAGUGCCACAUCCAGGGCCACCACCUUGGCCAGCUCCAGGUGACACCAUAUCCCUUCUCCAGCAGUGCUACAUCCAGGGCCACAUCCUUGGGCAGUGCCCAAGCGCCACCACAUCCUCCCCUGGCAGUGCCACACCCUUGGGCACUGCCCAAGUGCCACCACGUCCUUCCCUGGCAAGUGCCACAUCCAGGGCCACACCCUUGGGCACUGCCCAGGUGCCACCACGUCCUUCCCCAAGGCUCUGGGGGGUCUCUGAUGCCCCGGCGGCUCCCCACGCUCCCGGCAGGAUCCACUGGAGUUCGCUCUGGCAUGUGGAGCAGGGGACAGGUGAUGCCACCUUGGCUCCUGGUGGCACCGGGGCUUGGUGA